This is a messenger RNA of Penicillium brevicompactum, 465 nucleotides long. RefSeq names its product CoA-binding protein. Lineage: Eukaryota; Fungi; Ascomycota; Eurotiomycetes; Eurotiales; Aspergillaceae. The record is from RefSeq and is a predicted model, not a curated record. The coding region runs from base 1 to 465 and encodes 154 amino acids. The transcript has 2 exons.
AUGGCGGCAGUUAAGCGCUUCUUCAGCUCCCCCCGCUUUGCGGUGGCGGGCGCCAGCAAUGACGUUCACAAGUUUGGAUACAAAAUCCUCGCCUGGUAUCAUCAGCACUCGUUGCCGGUGACACCGCUCAACCCCCGCGCAGCGCAGAUCAACCUGCCCUCGCGUGCUUACGAUACGGUCCCCUCCCCGGCGGGUUUGCCUUCGCCCAAGCAGACUUCCCUGUCGGUGGUGACUCCGCCAGCUGUCACACUUCAAGUCCUGCAAGAAGCGCACUCUGUGGGAAUUCCCGCCGUCUGGUUGCAGCCAGGAACCUUCGACGAUGCCGUGUUGGAGUAUGCUCACGGUCACUUCGAGGCGGUGAUGGCGGGAGAUGGAGGACAGGGCGGCGAGGGAUGGUGUGUGUUGGUCGAUGGCGAUGAGGGACUUGAGGCAGCUGGAGUGCAAUGGACCAGUCAGCGAUUGUAG